This is a messenger RNA of Naegleria lovaniensis, 3564 nucleotides long. RefSeq lists its product as uncharacterized. Gene Ontology annotation, molecular function: microtubule binding; microtubule motor activity; ATP binding. The transcript is spliced from 2 exons. NCBI's taxonomy places the organism in Eukaryota, Heterolobosea, Eutetramitea, Acrasida, Naegleriidae. The record is from RefSeq and is a predicted model, not a curated record. Gene Ontology annotation, biological process: microtubule-based movement. Bases 1 to 3564 code for a protein of 1187 amino acids.
AUGAUGCUACUUCAAGCAGAGAAUGAUAUGAAUACGACGGAGGAUGUACCCUCUUCAUCAUCAUGUUAUCAGCUCGCUCACAACAAUAAUUUUCAAAAUAAUUCAAACAUCAACAUUUUAAACACGAGCAAUAUUGAAGAUGGAUUCAUAAGCUCGCUGCGAGCGUGGAAUACUGAUUCGACAAACACGGGAUCAUUAACGGAAGAUCCCUUCACCUCCAUGCAAGGAAGUUCCAGCAACAUUUUAGUUACAGUUAGAGUGAGGCCCGAAAGUACUCGAGAAAAAGCGGAACGAAAAUCAAGCUCUAUUGUGAGAGUCGUGGAUAGAAAUGUACUUGUUUUUGAUCCAUCGGAUUCGGCACAAGGAUCACAACAGCAACGUAGAGCACUUGGAUUACGACGAGGAAAGGAAUUAAGGUUUGCCUUUGAUCGUGUUUUUGAUGAGACGGCCACACAACUUGAAGUAUAUGAAAACUCUGCAAAGGCACUUUUGGAGAGUGUCUUGGAUGGAUACAAUGCUACUGUAUUUGCGUAUGGAGCUACUGGUGCAGGUAAGACUUUCACCAUGUUUGGCUCAGAAAUCAGUGGACCUGGAAUUCUACCCUUAACCAUCAUUGAUAUAUUUCGAAUGAUGGAGAAACGAAAACAUGAAAAAACAUACCGAGUGACUGUUUCUUUUCUUGAAGUAUAUAAUGAGAAUAUUCAUGAUUUACUGGUACCUCAAAACGGAAAAGCAGUGAACCACGAAAUUCGUGAAGACAAAACCAAGGGAAUUGUGGUUUCAGGUCUUUCAGAGCACGAAUGUCACAAUGCCGAUCACGCUCUCGAACUUAUUCAACGAGGUAUUUCGAAUAGAACACAAUUUGGAACAGCAGCAAAUGCUCAAUCAUCACGAUCUCAUGCCGUUUUUCAAAUCAAUGUACAACAAACAGAUCGAACAGCUAAUAUUCAAGCAGAUGUUGGUGUUGGAAAACUCUCGCUCAUAGAUUUGGCAGGUUCAGAAAGAGCCUCUGUCACCAAAAAUCGAGGAGCACGACUUGUUGAAGGAGCUAACAUUAACAAAUCUCUUCUUGCUCUCGCCAAUUGUAUCAAUGCACUGGGAAAAAACAAAGGAAAGGGCUACGUCCCUUACAGAAAUUCAAAACUGACUCGUCUACUCAAAGAUUCCCUUGGAGGAAAUUGUAAAACUGUCAUGAUUGCUAAUUUGAGCCCAAGUGAUCUCUGUUACGACGAUACCUAUAACACUCUCAAAUAUGCAAACCGAGCUAAGAAUAUCAAAACAAUAGUUAAGAAGAAUAUUCACAAUGUCAAUUUCCACAUUACCAAAUAUCUGAAGAUAAUCGACGAGUUGCGAAUUGAGGUGCAAGAAUUGAAGAUUCAACUGCAAACCAAAGAGCACGAAUUGUCCACCAAUUCGCAACAGCAGAACGAACAAUACGAGAAGGAACGAGAAAGCACUGAAGAGCUGAGAUCAAGUCUCUCUACAGUGUUCCAAGAGCAAAUGACAAAUCGAAGAAUUUUAUUGGAACUCGAGGAACAGGACCGACAAAACUCUCUUCAAAUCAUGUCUAUUAAGAAUGAAAUUGAGAGGUGGUGCCGAGAGCAUCCAGGUGAAGAAAAACCACUUCGUAUUCAUACGCGUCAAAAAGACGCAGACACUCUUAUUCUUGCCAAGAGGGAAUACAUUUCAAAGAAGGAAGAAAUUGAACAUCACUUACAAGAGAACAUUUCCUGUGCCAAGUCCAUACAGGACCAUGUUCCCAAAAUCAUUGGCAAUAACGAGUUGAGACAAUUACUUGAUCUUCAAGUUAAGGUACACGACCAGGAAAUACUCAAUUUAGACCUCGAAAGAAUGAUCGACCAUCACAAAUCCAAAGCUCAAAGAAUGGCUCUCAUUUUGGAAGACGCUCAAUAUUGCUCUUCAAAAGCUCACGACGUCAUGCAAGACAUGUAUGAUCGUUUGAAAGAAACCAAUUCAUUGACGCCCGAGCUUGAGCGUGCAUAUAUGAUGGCCUGUAGCUUGCUGGAUGUUGUUGAAAAGCAACAUCAUGCUUUCCACGAAGGUAAUCAUCAAAAUGCAACUUCUGUUGGUACCACCAAUGCUUCAUGUUUACCACUCGAAGCUGAUUACGAUGCAAUGGUUGAGGAUGCUUUAAAAACUCCCAAAAACAUUCACACAGGAGCCAAGAAACGACGAAGCAGCUCAACGACCCAAUUCUCCUCCCUAUUCCAACUCUCAUUCCCUAACGUACCUACAGAAGAUAAGAAGGUGAUUACUCCUGAAGAGUAUGCUCAACAAGCUCAAUCCAAAUUGACUCGUGCAAGACGUCAACAAAAAACAGUGUCAAAUCCAACCAGCGUCAGACAGAAUAAUAGCAAUGAUCGAUCUUACAAUGGUAAAAAACAGCCCCUCAUUAACAAUUACCUGAUGGAAGAAGCUCCUUCUGUGGACACGACAAUGGCAAGCGAUUCAGGCUCAGAUAAAUCCAUAUCACCUCCAUUGUCUCCUCAAAUGAGUAAUCUCUCGCUUGUGGACAAUCAUUCACACCUACAACAACAACAACAACAGAAUACGGUAGUACUGACACCAGAAGAUGAAGAUCUCGUCAUGGAGGAUAUGAACGAUGGUGAGGACCACCACAAUAACUCGCAAUUAUUCAAAAAGGUAGGAGGUACUACUCAUGGCUACUCAUUCAAUCCAACCUAUCCAUCACCUUCAAAGAGGAAUAUCCACACGAGCAACCAAGUGUCGUCGUCGUCAUCAUCAUUGGAUCCCCAUGCUCACCGUCAUUUUUCACCUCUCAAGAAGAGUGCAGUAGAAGACAUUAAUGCUCUCAAGGAAAAGUUCGAGAAAUUCAGAACAGACUAUUUGGAAACAAAGCAUGUUGAGCAAAGCAAACUGAGACGUGUUCUCAAAAAAACAACUUCUCCAUCCAAAUCGCAGCCAGAACAGUCUCAUACGAAUCCUCCUCUGUCACCUAACCAAUUAAAAGGCACUAAGGCACGAAAAUUCGACGAUACAACCAAUGGUGUCCCUUCAACAGCAAAACGAAAGACCAAAAAGGUAAAAUUUGAGGGAGAUUCACCAACAUCUCCAAAACCUGUGCCAAGCUAUAUGGCUUACACUCAAUCUGCACAACAUCGAAUUGGAGCAACCACGGCCUCCCGAAGAAAGCCAUCCAUCCUUCCAGUGUCAUUUGCUGCUGAUAACGAUUGGAUUCUAGCAUUGCGGUCGAAUAAGGAGAAUGCACUCCAAUCGUCUUCGAAUUCGACUUCAGUUAUGGUUGGUGGUGGAGGCGCUGCGGUUCCAUUUCACCACAAUCCACAUUCAACACCCUCAACACUAAAAUUGAUGAGGAGAAUUGUUCCAACUCAUUCAUUCCCUGGCACAUCAUCAUCGACGAGUGCAACAACAACAACAGCACAUCAUCACGUACCCACCACCAGCAAUCAUGUUGGGACUGCCAUGAUCUCAUCCAUACCACUUCCUUCCACACAACAACAAGUCACAAUUCCACACAAAGACUUUCUUCCAACAUCUCCUAGAGGAGCUACCAUCAGGUAA